UAUUACAAUGAGCCUAAACUUUAACACUGAGCAAAUGUUAUUUGCAAAAUAAAAACAUUUCCCAACACUAUUUAUUAAGUACCACGUAAAUACCGUAGUAAAUACGUUCGGAAUUGCCGAAAACUGUAAAUCCCUCGAAAAAGAAUGUGCAAAUGCUAAACUUACUUCAAAAAAGCCGGUUGUGUUAACUGAAAAGUAAUGAAAAUAUGGAUUCUACUAAACUGUUUGUAAAAGUAAAAGAAAAAAAUUUAGAUUCAGCAAUAAAAUGUGCUGAAAAUUUUAUACCAAGUUCAGAAGAUGAAGAUGAAUUGGACGAGAAAACUAUUCUAAGUAAUCUUUAUCAACACUACAAAGAAUCAAAGGAUAGUCAACUAUUAAAGAAAACUUCUGGAAUUUUGGAAAAUGUUUUACAAUCUGGUGCUGCAACAUGUCUUAUUUGCAUUGGCAGUGUUCGUCGCACAGAUUCCAUUUGGUCUUGUAGGCACUGCUAUUGCUUUUUUCAUUUAAAUUGUAUACGCCGAUGGGCAAAUGAUAGUAUUGCGCAAAUAAAAGCUCAAACAUCGCAAGAUGAUCAAGGUUAUUACAAUCAUUUAGGCGAAUUUAUUCCACCUAAAAAGAAACGUGGUGUGCGCUGGUUCUGUCCACAAUGUCGUGAAGAAUAUGAACCAGUGGAAAGACCAACUGUGUAUAAAUGCUUCUGUGGUAAUGAAGAGAACCCCACAUAUCAACCGUUUUUGGUGCCUCAUUCAUGUGGUGAAAUAUGUAGCAAACAAUUACAACCACAAUGUGGACACAAAUGUAUGUUGUUAUGUCAUCCAGGGCCAUGCCCACCGUGUGCUCAAUAUGCGGUAACGGCAUGUCAAUGCGGUCAUUCAGCUAAAAAAUCUAUACGUUGCGCUGAAAAAUAUUGGCAGUGCACAAAAAAGUGCACACUGCUAUUAUCUUGUGGUAAACACGUUUGUAACCAAAUAUGUCACAAAGCAGGAUUUUGUCCUCCCUGCUCUAGUACCUCCAAACAAUCAUGUGAAUGUGGUGCAGAAAUCAAAACCCGAAAUUGUUCGGACUUAAAAUGGAAAUGCCAGAAAAUUUGCAACAAAAAAUAUGCUUGCGGUAUACACAAAUGUAAGGUUGUCUGUCACAGUGGGGAUUGUGGUGAAUGCCCUUUAGGUUUACCACGCUCUUGCCCUUGUGGCAAAACGAAAAAAACUGGGCCAUGUUCAGAAGUUGUGGACACUUGUGGUGAUACUUGUCAAAAGUUACUUGCAUGUGGUACUCAUUACUGUACCCAACGUUGUCAUAGAGGUCAAUGCAAUUUGUGCAUGAUUAUUAUUAAAAAGAAAUGUCGUUGUGGUUUACAUGAAAAGGAAUUACCAUGUUCUAAGGAGUUUUCGUGUGAAAUGAAAUGUAAACAAAUACGUGAGUGCGGAAAACACGCUUGUAAUCGUAAGUGUUGCGAUGGUAAUUGUCCGCCAUGUGAUAAGAUAUGUGGAAAACAAUUAUCUUGUAAAAAACAUAAAUGUAAAUCCAUUUGCCAUGAUGGUCCUUGUUAUCCAUGUGAACUAAAAAGUCAAAUAAAUUGUCCUUGUGGAAAAACUUCUAAAACUGUACCAUGUGGUAGAGAAAAAAGAGCACGAAUUGUUUGUUUAGAGACGUGCAGAAUCAAAUCAAAAUGUCAACAUCCUAAUAAUCAUCGUUGUCAUAGAGGUGACUGUCCGCCAUGUAAUCAGAAGUGUAAUGUACCACUUGAAACAUGCAGUCAUCUUUGUUUGGCUAAAUGUCACUCGGUUGUAAAGGUAGAAAUUCGUGAUGCUAACUUGACUAAAAAACUAGAUACGAUUAAAAAGUUUGAGUAUAAAUCGUUGCCUCAUCCAAAAUGUGAACAAUCAGUAAUGGCUACUUGUGUUGGCGGUCACGAAACAUCGGCGUGGCCUUGUUGGUUAUCAUCGCCAUCGUCAUGCAAACGUCCAUGUAAUAGAUUGCUUCGUUGUGGAAAUCAUAAAUGUCAGUUGAUUUGUCAUCCCGUACCCAAUCUACUGGAUAUGAAUGAACAAAUCGGUUGCGGAGCUUGUGAAGAAGGUUGUAAUAUAACACGUCCAACUGGUUGUAUACAUCCGUGUCGACGUGCUUGUCAUUUACCACCAUGUGCUGUUUGUAAUGUUAAUAUGAAAAGCAAUUGUCAUUGUGGAUUAUCACAAGUUUUGUACAAAUGUUCAGAAUAUUUUAGAACUGAUGGUACAGAGAAUGAUAUAAUGGAACAGCGUGAAAAACUAAAAAGCUGCGGAAAUCGUUGUUUAAAAAAUUAUUCCUGUGGACAUCGAUGUGUAGCUAUAUGUCACUCAGGCAAAUGCCCUAAUCCAGAGUCCUGUCGUAAAAAAGUUCGUAUAUAUUGCAAAUGUAAACGUUUAAAAAUUGAAGUGUCCUGCGACAAGCAUCGAGAUGGUCUUAAAGAAAUUCCUUGUGAUCAAAAUUGUGUAGAAACACGUAACAAACAAGAGGAAUUACAAAAGCAAGAAGCCGAAAAAUUGCUUUUAGAAGAAGAAGCUAAAAAUCGCCUGGAAGUAGAACAAUUUGAGAAAAAAUUCGGAAAACGAAAAUUCAAAGAACGUAAAACUCAAGUUGAACAUAUCAAUAAACCCUUCAAUUGGAAACAAUUUGGCAUAUAUGCGGGCAUUGCUAUAGCUAUUUUAAUAGCUGUUAUUGUAGCAGUUUAUACCGAAAAUUAAAGAAAAAUAAUUAGAUAACAAAUAUAAUGUUUAUGAGUCUAGAUUAUAAGGUAA
Teleopsis dalmanni is the source of this 2777-nucleotide messenger RNA. Its product is annotated as NF-X1-type zinc finger protein NFXL1. Gene Ontology annotation, biological process: regulation of DNA-templated transcription. Bases 207 to 2723 code for a protein of 838 amino acids. Gene Ontology annotation, molecular function: RNA polymerase II transcription regulatory region sequence-specific DNA binding; zinc ion binding; DNA-binding transcription factor activity, RNA polymerase II-specific. Gene Ontology annotation, cellular component: nucleus. NCBI's taxonomy places the organism in Eukaryota, Metazoa, Arthropoda, Insecta, Diptera, Diopsidae. The transcript has 11 exons. The record is from RefSeq and is a predicted model, not a curated record.